AUGGACGAUAUAGGCCUUGAGGAGCUGGCGUUGGAGCUUUCAGAUCUUGAGGUGGCCGUUCUGUUGUGCCUGGUGGCCAGGGAGCAUUGUUUGAUCGAGACCACCAGCGAUAGUGUCCACGACGUGGCAAAAGAGCUGGCCUUGAUCUGUUCAAAUGUUUUCGGCCUGUCCUACGCCGUUCUGGACUGCUCUGCCGCCACGUCCUACGACGAUUUCACUAGAGAAAUACUUGCGCCAGAUGCCCGCCGAAGCGCGUUUGGGCAGUCUGCGCUCUCUUUAAUAACUGCGGAGCAGGCGAGUAAUUUCACAUUGCACGGCACCUACGACCAAGGGGAAAAUGCCAGGUCGCUGUUCCCCGGGUACUCCCUCGACCAGAGGAAGGUAGUCAACGUCGUGAUUGCAAAGAAUUUUAAUUAUGUCGAUGAGGACAUCCAAGCUCAAGCAUUAGAGCUUAUGCGAUCAAGGCAGAUUCUCACUGAGUCUGCCAUCCUAGAAGCGACGGAGGAAUUUGUUUUCAUCCCGAUCAUAACAGAACCCCCGGGCAAGGUUGUUCUGAACCAGCAUUUGAACGACCAUCUACUUAUUUCGCAUUUCCACGAUCCCCAGGAUGGAUACAUGCAUCUUGAAGAAGACCAAGAUUGGCUUUCGGACGCAUCCAUUGUGAAAAAGUCAGACCGGAAGCAGGCCGCUGAGUUUCGUAUCAGCAGGGAGGUGAGAACAUGGAGAGCAGACACCGCUGUACUAGAAACCUUCCGGCAAGAAAGUGACCGCGUCACGGUCACCGCACAGGUCACUCGAUACAUACAGGACAUUGUCGUCUUCCUACGCCUCAGUCGCGCCGUGGCGGGAGGAGUAUCCUCCAGGGCGAACAUGCAUCUGUUGCAAUUCUCAAAGCUUCUUGCUCCGCUCCACGGAGUUGACUACCUCACGCCCUCUCUCGUAGCCCUGGCGACGAAGAAGGUCUUCCGGCAUCGCCUUGCCAUUGCCCGCCCAGAAGAUGACCGUAGUCUACAGUAUGGAAGCGAUUUGCAGGCUGUAUCUCGCGUUCUGGAGGGUCUCGGCCCAGAAACGAUACUGGAUAAUGUGCUAUCUGAGAUUGAAGUGCCUUUAUGA
Penicilliopsis zonata CBS 506.65 is the source of this 1113-nucleotide messenger RNA. RefSeq lists its product as hypothetical. The coding region runs from base 1 to 1113 and encodes 370 amino acids. The transcript has 7 exons. NCBI's taxonomy places the organism in Eukaryota, Fungi, Ascomycota, Eurotiomycetes, Eurotiales, Aspergillaceae. The record is from RefSeq and is a predicted model, not a curated record.